This is a messenger RNA of Glycine soja, 13421 nucleotides long. RefSeq lists its product as uncharacterized. The record is from RefSeq and is a predicted model, not a curated record. Bases 539 to 12934 code for a protein of 4131 amino acids. The transcript has 63 exons. NCBI's taxonomy places the organism in Eukaryota, Viridiplantae, Streptophyta, Magnoliopsida, Fabales, Fabaceae.
GCGAGUUGCGAGUUGCGAGCGAGCGGACCGGGAGCUAUAUAUCUUAAGCUUAAUAACAACGAAACCAACACAACACAUUUCUCAUUUCUCUCUUCUAAUUCUAAUUUAUAACCGUCCGCUUAUCAGGGACGCCUAGAUCAAGCCCUAGUUCUUUCACUUUUCUCUCUAUUCCCGAUUUUCAUCGCCAUCAUGCAUCCUCUUCAAUUUCACGAUUAGUUCAUCGCACUCCGAUUCUUCACCAUGUUCGAAGCUCACGUUCUUCAUUUGCUUCGAAGUUAUUUGGGUGAAUAUGUUCAUGGACUCUCUACGGAGGCGUUGAGAAUAAGCGUCUGGAAGGGCGAUGUUGUCCUAAAAGAUUUGAAACUGAAGGCAGAGGCUCUAAAUGCACUAAAACUACCAGUUACAGUCAAAGCUGGCUUUGUUGGUACAAUUACAUUGAAGGUACCAUGGAAAAGUUUGGGGAAAGAACCUGUCAUCGUCUUGAUUGAUCGUGUGUUUGUUCUAGCUCAUCCUGCUCCUGAUAGUCGAACUAUGAAGGAUGAGGAUAGGGAAAAACUUUUCGAAGCCAAGCUCCAGCAGAUUGAGGAAGCAGAGUCAGCCACACUUGAUGCAAUAUCAAAGUCAAAGUUGGGAAGUGUAUGACAUUCCAUCUUCUGGAAAUUCAUGGCUAAGUUCUCUAAUUUCUACAAUUAUUGGAAACCUCAAGAUAUCUAUCAGCAAUGUGCAUAUCAGAUAUGAAGAUUCAGUCAGUAAUCCAGGCCAUCCAUUUUCUUCAGGUGUGACUUUGGCUAAGCUUGCUGCUGUUACAAUGGAUGAGGAGGGGAAUGAAACUUUUGAUACAAGUGGUGCUUUGGAUAGGCUGAGGAAGUCAGUGCACCUUGAGAGACUAGCUCUUUAUCAUGAUUCUAACCAGCUUCCUUGGGAGAUUGAUAAGAGAUGGGCGGAUAUAAAUCCACAAGAAUGGAUUGAGAUAUUUGAAGAUGGCAUAAAUGAGCCUACUGGGGAUCAUAAGUUGGUACCUAAGUGGGCUAGGAAUCGCACGUACUUGGUUUAUCCUAUCAAUGCAGUCCUACAGUAUCAUCGUCUUGGAAACCAAGAAAGAGUUAAUCCUGAUAUUCCAUUUGAGAAAGUUACGCUUGUCCUCACAGAUAUCUCUCUAACUCUUACAGAGGCUCAGUAUCAUGAUUGGAUUAAACUUUUGGAAGCUGUUUCAAGAUACAAGACAUAUAUGGAAGUUUCUCAUUUACGACCUGUAGUUCCCAUCUCCAAGGCUCCUUAUUUGUGGUGGCAGUAUGCUGCACAGGCUGUACUCCAGAAGCAGCAGAAGUGUUACCGCUUGUCAUGGGACCAAAUUCGGCAUCUUUGUCAGUGUCGACGUCGAUAUAUUCAGUUCUAUGUGGCUUCUCUUCAACAUUCAUCACAUGUCAAUCAAACAGAAAUCAGAGAAAUAGAGAAAGAUCUUGAUUCAAAAGUGAUUCUUCUAUGGAGGCUACUAGCUCAUGCCAAGGUUGAAUCUGUGAAAUCAAAGGUAGCAGCUGAAGAAAGGAAGAUCAAGAAAAAGAGCUGGUUUUCAUUUAAAUGGCGUGAUAGUGACAUGGAAGAAUCCUCCUUGGAUGAUGCUUCUGAAGAGCAACAGCUUAGAGAAGAAUGGCAGGCUAUUAAUAAGUUACUAAGUUACCAGCCUGAGGAGGAGUUGAUGUUACGAUCUGCAAAAGAUAUGCAGAAUAUGGUCCAGUUUCUGGUAACUGUAUCUGUUGGUCAGGCAGCUGCCAGGAUAAUGAGUGUGAAUCAGGAGGAAAUUGUCUGUGGUCGAUUUGAGCAACUUCACGUGUCAACCAAGUUCAAGCAUCACAGUGUUUACUGUGAUGUGUUACUAAAAUUUUAUGGUUUAUCUGCUCCAGAAGGUUCACUUACACAGAGUGUCUAUAGUGAGCAGAAGGUGAAUGCAUUAGUGGCUAGUUUUGUGCACUUACCAAUUGGGGAGAAUAUUGACUGGAGAUUGUCAGCUACAAUUGCUCCCUGCCAUGUUACGGUUUUGAUGGAAAGUAUUGAUCGUGUCUUGGAGUUUUUAAAACGAAGUAAGGCUGUCAGUCCUACUGUUGCAUUGGAGACAGCUACAGCCUUGCAGACGAAGUUUGAGAAAGUGACUCGUAGAGCACAGGAGCAAUUUCAAAUGGUUUUAGAAAAACAAAGCAGAUUUGCAUUUGAUAUUGAUCUUGAUGCUCCUAAAGUUAGAGUUCCACUCAGAACCAGUGGUUCAGACUUAUGUGAUAGUCAUUUUCUUCUGGAUUUUGGUCAUUUUACUCUGCACACUGCAGAAAGCCAGUCUGAUGAGAAGAGGAAUCUUUAUUCUCGGUUUUACAUAUCUGGACGAGAUAUUGCUGCCUUUUUUACAGACUGUGGCUCUGAUUUUGGGAGUUGUAGUAUGGUGAAAUCAAGUGUUGACAGUCAAGUAAUGAAUUCACCUAUUGCCAAAAAAGAUGAAAAUGCCUAUUAUCUCAUUGAUAGGUGUGGAAUGGCAGUACUUGUUAAUCAGAUUAAAGUGCCUCAUCCAAGUUAUCCAUCCACUCUUAUUUCCAUUCAAGUGCCAAACCUUGGCAUUCACUUUUCAUCAGAGAGAUAUUUUAGAAUCAUGGAACUUCUGAGCUUAUUGUACGAGACUAUGGAAAAUUGUAGUCAGCCUACAACUGAUAAUUUCCAAUCUAAAGUUGUUCCUUGGAGUCCUGUUGAUCUUGCCACUGAUGGUAGAAUUCUAAUUUGGAAGGGAAUUGGCAAUUCUGUUGCUACAUGGAAUCCUUGUUUCCUGGUGCUCUCAGGAUCAUAUCUUUAUGUGUUUGAAUCUGCAAAGUCUCAGAAUUACCAGCGAUACCUAAGCAUGGCUGGUAGGCAAGUUCUUGAUGUGCCCUCAACAAAUGUUGGUGGUUCCGCAUUUUGUAUUGCCGUAAGCACCAGGGGAAUGGACAUUCAAAAGGCUCUGGAAUCUUCUAGCACAUGGAUCUUAGCUUUUCGAGAAGAGGAGAAGGCUAGCUGGUUUAAAGGACUUGUACAAGCCACAUAUCAAGCUUCUACUCCUCCAUCAGUUGAUGUGCUAGGUGACUCAGAGGGCGAUGCUACUUCCUACAAUGUUCUUAGUACCCCAAAUACAAAAACAGCUGACAUUGUUAUAAAUGGGGCACUGGUGGAAUUGAAGUUGUUUAUAUAUGGAAAGGUUGGGGAUACCAUAAAUGGAAAGCUUGACGAGUCUCUCAUUCUUGAAGUUGUUGCGGAUGGGGGAAAGGUCCAUGUCCUUCUUGCAGAUGGCGACUUGACAGUGAAGAUGAAAUUGCAUUCUUUAAAAAUUAAGGAUGAACUUCAGGGUCGUCUAUCUGUAGCUCCGCGUUAUCUUGCUGUUUCUGUCUUGCAGAGUGAAACUUCAUCCUCUGACAUGUAUGAUUCCCAUGGGAAGGAAGUGUCUCAUGAUGAUGAUGACAGCUUUACGGAUGCAUUAUCUGAAUUCAUUUCUCAAACUGAUGGAGGAUAUUGUUUACAUAAUAUGGAUUUGGAUCAUCAGGGAUUGGUGGGGAUUGCUUCUGAUUUCGAGUCUCUAGAAAACAUAAUGCAUGAAAAGGGCACUCCUCGUGAGGUAUAUUAUGAGGCACAGGGAAGUGAUACUUCAAAUUUUGUAUCUGUCUCCUUUACAACAAGAAGUUCUUGUUCACCUGAUUAUGAUGGCAUAGAUACACAGAUGUGUGUUCGUAUGUCCAAACUGGAAUUUUUCUGCAACCGACCGACUAUUGUUGCUUUGAUAAGUUUUGGUUUGGAUAUAAGCUCUGGAAAUAAAGUGACAAGUCCCACGGACACUUUGGCAACUUCUUCAGAGAAACUUGUGGUAAAGGAGAGAACUGAUGAAGAGGGGCCCGUUAGUGGAUUGUUGGGAUUUGGUAAAGAACGUGUAGUAUUUUAUUUGAACAUGAAUGUGGACAGUGUAACUAUUUUUCUUAACAAGGAGGAUGGUUCUCAGCUUGCUACAUUAGUUCAAGAAAGCUUCUUACUGGAUCUUAAGGUUCACCCAAGUUCUCUUUCCAUUGAUGGAACAUUAGGGAAUUUUAGACUUUGUGAUACAUCCCUUGGAUCAGAUCAGUGUUGGGAUUGGCUUUGUGACAUUCGUAAUCCUGGUGUUGAUUCCCUUAUAAAGUUCAAAUUUAAUUCUUAUAGUGCUGGAGACGAUGACUAUGAAGGAUAUGAUUAUAGCUUGCAAGGCCAUCUUUCAGCUGUUCGCAUUGUUUUCCUUUAUAGAUUUGUGCAAGAGAUAAUGAUGUACUUCAUGGAACUUGCCUCCCCGCACACUGAAGAAGCAAUAAAACUUGUGGAUAAAGUUGGAGGAUUUGAAUGGUUGAUUCAGAAAUAUGAAAUAGAUGGAGCUACUGCACUCAAGCUGGAUCUUGCACUCGACACUCCAAUUAUCAUUGUUCCAAGGAAUUCAAUGAGCAAAGAUUUUAUACAACUUGAUCUGGGAAAGCUACAGAUUAAAAAUGAAUUCAGUUGGUAUGGAUCUCAAGAAGAAGAUCCUUCAGCUGUGCAUAUUGAUCUUCUUCAUGCUCAGAUUCUGGGUAUUAACAUGUCUGUUGGAAUUGAUGGUCGUCUUGGAAAACCAAUGAUACGUGAGGGUCAGGGACUUGAUAUAUUUGUUCGUCGAAGUUUGAGGGAUGUUUUCCGGAAAGUCCCAACUUUUUCACUUGAAGUGAAGGUGGAUCUAUUGCAUGGUGUAAUGUCUGAUAAAGAAUAUAAGGUGAUUUUGGAUUGUACAUACAUGAAUUUAUCUGAAGAACCAAGGCUCCCUGCUAGCUUUCGUGGUGGAAAAUCUGGUUCAAGGGAUACUAUUAGGCUUCUUGUUGAUAAGGUUAACUUGAACAGUCAACUUUUGUUGUCCCGAACAGUUACAAUCAUAGCUGUUACAGUGAACCAUGCCUUGCUGGAGCUUUGUAAUGGCACUGAUGGGGAGUCUCCAUUGGCUCAUAUUGCUAUGGAAGGUCUUUGGGUUUCUUAUCGUAUGACAUCUUUAUCAGACACAGACCUUUUUGUGACUAUUCCAAAAUUCUCUGUACUAGAUGUCCGCCCUGAUACAAAACCGGAAAUGCGUCUGAUGCUUGGAUCAUCUGCCGAUGCUUCCAAACAAACUGUUACUGGAAAUGUUCCCUUUUUAUUUAACCCGGGUAGUUUUAGAAGGACAACCAGUGAAGUUGAAAUUGAUGAUAUGCCCAUUUCAACAAUGUUCUUGAUGGACUACAGGUGGCGGGUGUCAUCCCAAUCAUAUGUGAUUCGUGUGCAGCAACCUCGAGUCCUUGUUGUGCCAGAUUUUCUUCUUGCAGUGGCUGAGUUUUUUGUGCCUUCUUUGGGAGCACUAACUGGAAGAGAAGAAAAAAUGGAUCCAAAGAACGAUCCUAUCAGCAGAAACAGUAGCAUAGUGCUGAUGGAAUCAAUUUACAAGCAGGAAGAAGAUGUGGUUCACCUCUCCCCAUCUAAACAGCUAGUUGCUGAUUCGGUAGGCAUUGAUGAAUAUACGUAUGAUGGUUGUGGAAAGGUUAUUUGUUUAUCUGUUGAAACAGAUGCAAAGGAAGUUCGAAGCACAAGGUUUAGACCAAUUAUUGUCAUUGGACAUGGCAAAAAAUUGCGAUUUGUUAAUGUAAAAAUUGAGAAUGGUUCUCUUCUAAGGAAGUAUACAUACCUUAGUAAUGAUAGCAGCUACUCAAUCUCUAGUGAAGAUGGUGUUGAUAUGGUGGUUUCAGGCAAUUUGCCAUCUAGUGAUGAGAAAAGCGUUGACAAUGUGAAUCAAACAUCAGGCACUUCUAUAGAUUCUCAAAGUGGUUCAAAUGCAACUCAAAGUUUUUCCUUUGAGACCCAGGUUGUUUCUUCUGAAUUCACCUUCUAUGAUGGCACUAAGUCAUUUCUUGAUGAUUCAUUUUAUGGCGAGAAGCUUGUUCGUGCAAAGUUGGAUCUAAGUUUCAUGUAUGCCUCCAAGGAAAAAGACACUUGGAUUAGAGCCUUGGUGAAGGAUUUUUCUGUUGAGGCUGGUUCUGGUCUUAUCAUUCUAGAUCCAGUGGAUAUAUCAGGGGGAUAUACUUCUGUGAAAGACAAAACAAAUAUAUCUUUGCUAUCAACGGACAUCUGUAUACAUCUUUCACUUAGUGCUCUGUCUCUUAUGCUGAAUCUGCAAAGUCAGGCCUCUGCUGCAUUAAGUUUUGGAAAUGCAAUUCCUCUUGUUCAAUGUACCAACUAUGACCGAAUUUGGGUGUCUGAGAAAGAAACUGGUCACAACAACAACAUUACUUUUUGGAGACCUCGAGCUCCUGCAAAUUAUGUUAUAUUAGGAGAUUGUGUAACAUCAAGGCCAAUUCCUCCUUCACAGGCAGUAAUGGCAGUAAGUAACACAUAUGGCCGCGUAAGGAAGCCAGUUGAUUUCCAUCUUAUUGGGUCAUUCCUCAAUAUUCAAGGGCACAGUGGAAGUGAAGACCAUUCUAUUGAUGGAAAUGAUUGUUCUCUUUGGAUGCCCAUUGCACCCCCAGGGUACACAGCGCUAGGCUGUGUUGCGCAUGUUGGGAACCAGCCACCCCCAAAUCAUGUAGUUCAUUGCUUACGUUCUGAUCUGGUAACAUCAGCAAAGUAUACAGACUGCUUAUUUAAUAUCCCAUUAAAUAAUCACUUUACCUCUGGCUUUAGCAUAUGGCGCCUUGAUAAUGCUAUCGGCUCAUUUUUUGCACAUUCUUCCACUGGUUGUCCUCUCAAAGAAAGAUGUUAUGACUUAAAUCAUCUGCUUGUCUGGAAUUCAAAUCGAGCUCCCCUGUUAGGUCCAGUAUUGGAUUAUCCUUCUGAUCAUGACAAUAACAAUCAGCAGACAAGCAAAAGUGUGAAUACAUCUGGAUGGGAUAUUCUCAAGUCCAUUUCCAAAGCAACUAAUUGCUAUAUGUCUACACCGAAUUUUGAAAGGAUAUGGUGGGACAAAGGCAGCGACCUCCGUCGUCCAGUCUCCAUUUGGCGACCAAUCGCACGUCAUGGUUAUGCUGUCUUGGGUGAUUGCAUCACUGAAGGCCUAGAACCUCCCGCACUAGGAAUAAUCUUCAAGAAUGACAGUCCUGAUAUCUCUUCAAAACCUGUUCAAUUUACCAAUGUUUCCCAUAUUGUAGGGAAAGGGUUUGAUGAAGUUUUCUUCUGGUAUCCUAUAGCUCCUCCUGGUUAUGUUUCUCUAGGAUGUGUUGUCUCCAGAACAGAUGAAGCUCCACGUGUGGAUCUGUUUUGCUGUCCAAGGAUGGAUCUUGUUAGCCAAGCAAACAUUCAUGAAGUGCCUCUUUCGAGACCAUCAAGUUCAAAAUCUCCUCAAUGUUGGAGCUUAUGGAAAGUAGAAAACCAGGCUUGCACAUUUCUGGCUCGUUCUGACCUUAAAAAGCCAUCAAGCCGAUUGGCAUACAUAAUCGGUGAUUCGGUGAAGCCCAAGACUCGGGAAAACAUAAAUGCUGAGCUAAAGCUGCGAUACUUUUCCCUGACGAUUUUGGACAGCUUAUGUGGAAUGAUGAGACCCCUGUUUGACACUACAAUUACAAAUGUGAAGCUUGCAACCCAUGGGGGACUAGAUGGGAUGAAUGCAGUACUGAUUGCUUCAAUUGUUGCAUCAACCUUCAAUGCACAUUUAGAAGCAUGGGAACCACUUGUGGAACCAUUCGAUGGAAUAUUCAAGUUCGAAACUUUUGACACCAACGCACCAUCAGGACUUGGGAAGAGAGUUCGAAUUUCUGCUACCAGUAUCUUGAAUGUAAAUGUCAGUGCAGCAAAUCUUGAAUCCUUUGUGGGAAGCAUUCUUUCGUGGAGACAACAGUUAGAUCUUGAACAGAAAGCAUUGAAGCUAAAUGCGGAGGCUGGUGGUCAACAAGGCAAAGGAGAAAAUACAACUUUUUCUGCACUAGAUGAGGAUGACUUGCAGACUGUGGUAGUUGAAAAUAAACUUGGCUGUGAUAUUUUUGUCAAAAGAGUAGAGCAUGAUGUAGAUACAGUUGACAAGCUACAGAAUGGCGAUUGUGUUUCUGUCUGGAUUCCACCUCCAAGGUUUUCAAAUAGGUUAAAUGUUGCAAAUGAAUCCAGGGAAGCACGUUAUUAUGUUGCUGUGCAGAUACUCGAAGCCAAGGGCUUACCUAUUAUUAAUGAUGGUAACAGCCAUAACUUCUUCUGUGCUUUGCGUCUUGUUGUUGAUAGCCAAGCAUCAGAACAGCAAAAGCUUUUUCCCCAGAGUGCAAGAACAAAGUGUGUGAAGCCUGUUGUAUCAAGAACCAAAGAUCAGGUUGAAGGCACAGUAAAGUGGAAUGAACUUUUCAUAUUUGAAGUUCCCCGAAAGGCCCCUGCUAAGUUGGAAAUAGAGGUUACAAAUCUCGCCGCAAAAGCUGGAAAAGGGGAAGUUGUGGCUGCACUUUCUUUUUCUGUCGGACAUGGUGCAAACAUUCUAAAGAAGGUUGCUUCCGUGAGAAUGUUUCAUCAACCAAAUGAUGUUCCAAAUAUUAGAUCAUAUCCACUUAAUAGAUUGGUUCAGCAAAAUGUUGAAGCCAUGCAUGAUGGAUGCCUCUUUGCUUCAACCUCUUAUUUUGAAAGAAACAAAAUUGCUAACCUUCAGAAUGAUAUAGAAAGUGAGAACGUUGGUGAUAGAGACAUGGGUUUUUGGGUGGGGCUUGGCCCAGAGAGUGAGUGGGAGAGUAUUCGAUCGUUGCUUCCACUAUCAGUGGCUCCAAUAUCAUUACAGAAUGAGUAUAUCGGUAUGGAAGUUGUGAUGAAAAAUGGAAAGAAGCAUGUAAUUUUCAGGGGUCUUGUUACAGUAGUGAAUGAUUCAGAUGUUAUUUUGAAUAUUUUGACUUGUCAUGCAUCUCAUGGUUGUGAUUCCUUGCUUGGAGUAAACAGUUCUAACACUGUAACAGCAGAAGUCUUUCAAAAUCAGUAUUAUCAGCCAUCAUCUGGUUGGGGUAACAAUUGGCCAGCUGUGCACAAUGAUAAUCCUGGACAUUGGAGCACAAGGGACUUCUCAUACUCAUCUAAGGAUUUCUUUGAGCCUCCACUUCCUCCUGGGUGGAAAUGGGCUUCGGGUUGGUCCAUAGAUAAGUCUCAAUAUGUUGACAAGGAAGGCUGGGCAUAUGGACCUGACAUUAAAAGCCUAAGAUGGCCUCCUAUUUCUUCACAUUUUUCAACCAAAUCAGCCUCUGAUGUUGUGCGUCGAAGGCGAUGGAUUCGUACAAGACAAUCUUUGUCUGAGCAAGGUACAGAAAGCUUGCAGGGUGGAGCAAGUACUGUGCAACCUGGAGCUUCUGCUGUUUUAUCAUGGAGAAGCUCAUCAAAGAAUUCUGACCAAUGUUUGCAAGUUCGACCUAAAUUUGAUAAUUCUCAGCCCUCAUACUCAUGGGGUUGUGCUAUUGCUGUUGGUUCAAGUUAUAUAUAUAGCAAAGACCAACUAUUAGAUCCAGGUUCUACUAGACUGACUUCUGUAACACCCACUUGCUCAUUGAAGCUUAAUGAGCUUGAGAAAAAAGAUAUACUUGUGUGCUGCAAUCCUAGUAGUGGAAGUAAACAGUUGUGGUUUAGUGUGUGUACAGAUGCCUCAGUUCUCAAUACUGAACUAAACGUACCUGUAUAUGAUUGGAGAAUAUCUAUUAACUCUCCUUUGAAAUUGGAGAACCGACUUCCUUGUCCUGCUGAAUUUUCAAUCUCAGAGAAAACAAAGGAAGGAAAUUGCAUUGAGCGGCAUCAUGGUGUCGUAUCUUCUCGUCAGAGUGUACAUAUCUAUUCAGCUGAUAUUCAGAAACCCUUGUAUCUUACUUUGUUUGUGCAGGGUGGCUGGGUUAUGGAAAAGGACCCAACUAUUGUACUGGAUCCUUCUUUCUCGAACCAUGUCUCAUCUUUCUGGAUGAUUCACCGGCAAAGUAAAAGGAAAUUACGUGUGAGCAUUGAACAUGAUAUGGGCGGGACAAGUGCUGCCCCAAAAACAUUAAGACUCUUUGUCCCUUACUGGAUUGUCGACGAUUCUUCUUUAUCUUUGGCAUACCGUGUGGUGGAAGUGGAACCUUUGGAAAAUGUAGAGAUGGAUUCUGUCCUACUCUCUAGGGCAGUUAAGUCUGCCAAAACUGCCUUGAAAAACCCCAUAGGCUCAUUGGAUAGAAGGCAUUCUAAUUCAAGGAGAAGCCUGCAAGUACUUGAAGUAAUUGAAGACAACAGUCCAUUUCCGAGCAUGCUUUCUCCACAAGAUUAUGCUGGUCGUAGUGGAGUUUCAAUGUUUCAAUCUCCUAAAGAUACUAGGCUGGGCAUUUCUGUUUCUAUGCAGUCUUCUGAAGUUUACAGCUCUGGGAUUUCUCUGCUUGAACUGGAAAAAAAGGAACGUAUUGAUGUCAAGGCUUUCAAUUCUGAUGGAUCUUACUACAAGCUUUCGGCAUUGUUGAACAUGACUUCAGACAGAACAAAGGUGGUUCAUUUCCAGCCGCACACAUUGUUCAUUAAUAGAUUUGGAUGUAGUCUCUGCCUGCAGCAAUGUGAUACUCAGUCAGCUGUAUGGAUUCAUCCCACGGAUUCUCCAAAGCCUUUUGCUUGGCAGUUAUCAGCCAAAGUUGAACUUCUGAAGUUGCGCAUUGAUGGCUACAAAUGGAGUACACCAUUUAGUGUAAGCUAUGAAGGUGUAAUGCGCAUUAGCUUGAAAAAAGAUGUUGGAGAUGAACCUAUGCAAAUAAGGGUAGCAGUAAGAAGUGGUGCCAAGAAAUCACGCUUUGAAGUUGUUUUCCGUCCAGAUUCACUAUCAAGUCCUUACAGGAUUGAAAAUCGCUCCAUGUUCUUGCCCAUUCACUUUCGUCAAGUUGAUGGUAUCCCUGAUUCCUGGCAGCUACUUGUUCCAAAUUCUGCUGCUUCAUUUCUGUGGGAAGAUCUUGGUAGAAGACGCUUAUUGGAACUCUUGGUAGAUGGAACUGACCCAAUGAAAUCACUCAAGUUUGAUAUUGAUGAAAUUUUUGAUCACCAAUCCAUCCAUGUAAAUGAUGGACCAACCAGAGCCUUGCGUGUUACUAUUGUAAAGGAAGAAAAAACCAAUGUUGUUAAGAUCAGUGAUUGGAUGCCUGAAAAUGAACCUACUGGAGUUCCAAGAAGACAUUUAUCAUCAACGAAUGAUUCUCAAAAGCAACAACUGACAUCAAUUACAGAUUGUGAAUUCCACAUCAACUUUGAUCUUGCUGAGCUUGGGAUAUCUAUUAUUGAUCAUACACCUGAGGAAAUUUUGUAUCUCUCUGUUCAGAAUCUUGUUUUGGCAUAUUCAACUGGUUUGGGCUCUGGAAUUAGUCGAUUCAAAAUCAGAAUGUGUGGGCUACAAGUGGACAACCAACUGCCACUAACUCCAAUGCCAGUUCUCUUUAGGCCACAGAGAGCUGUAUCAGAAACUGACUAUAUCCUGAAAUGCUCCAUUACAAUGCAAUCAAAUGGAUCAUUGGAUCUUUGUGUCUAUCCAUAUAUUGGUCUACAUGGGCCAGAAAGUUCUUCUGCCUUUCUGAUAAACAUUCACGAACCUAUUAUUUGGCGCCUUCAUGAAAUGAUCCAGCAGGUGAAGCUCAGUAGGCUGUAUGAUUCUAAAACAACUGCUGCAUCAGUUGAUCCAAUAAUUCAAAUUGGUGUCCUUAAUAUUUCGGAAGUUCGAUUCAGAGUGUCUAUGGCUAUGUCACCAAGUCAAAGACCCAGGGGUGUGCUUGGGUUCUGGGCAUCCUUAAUGACUGCAUUGGGUAACACAGAAAAUAUGCCUGUCAGGAUAAACCAGAGGUUUAAUGAGAAUGUAUGCAUGAGGAAGAGUUCUAUGAUUACCAUGGCUAUCUCAAAUGUCCGAAAGGAUCUACUAGGCCAACCACUUCAGCUUCUCUCAGGAGUCGAUAUAUUGGGCAAUGCAAGUAGCGCACUUGGACACAUGAGUAAAGGUGUAGCUGCAUUGUCUAUGGAUAAAAAAUUUAUUCAAAGUCGACAGAGACAGGAAAACAAAGGUGUGGAGGAUUUGGGUGAUGUUAUAAGAGAGGGAGGUGGAGCAUUAGCUAAAGGUUUAUUCAGAGGGGUGACUGGCAUUUUAACAAAGCCUCUUGAAGGAGCAAAAUCUUCUGGUGUGGAGGGUUUUGUUCAGGGUGUUGGGAAGGGAAUUAUUGGUGCCGCUGCACAACCAGUGAGUGGAGUUUUGGAUCUUCUGUCAAAAACAACCGAAGGUGCUAAUGCUAUGAGAAUGAAAAUUGCAUCUGCUAUAACAUCUGAUGAACAACUUCUCAGGAGGAGACUGCCUCGUGUUAUAGGUGGUGAUAAUCUGCUAAAACUAUACGAUGAGUACAAAGCUCAAGGACAGGUCAUACUGCAGUUGGCAGAAUCAGGUUCAUUUUUUGGUCAGGUUGAUCUGUUCAAGGUUCGCGGAAAGUUUGCCUUAUCAGAUGCUUAUGAAGAUCACUUCAUGCUUCCAAAAGGGAAAAUCCUCGUGGUCACACAUACAAGAGUCAUACUAUUGCAACAACCAUCCAAUAUUAUUGCUCAGAGAAAGUUCAGCCCUGCAAGGGAUCCAUGUUCAAUAAUGUGGGAUAUUCUGUGGGAUGAUCUUGGUACUAUGGAACUGACUCAUGGCAAAAAAGACAAGCCAAAAGCUCCCCCAUCACAGCUCAUUUUAUAUUUGCAAUCUAGGUCAAUGGAUAUGAAAGAAAAUCAUCGCAUUAUAAAAUGCAUCCGUGAAACCCAUCAAGCUCUUCAAAUUUACUCUUCAAUUCAGCAUGCAUUGAACACUUAUGGUCCAGGAGUAUCAAAGGGAGUUCUGAAAAAUAAAGUGGCAAAGCCAUAUUCACCCCAUGUUGAUGCCCGUAGUGUUGACCUAUCCCCCCAACAGAUGCCUGGAUCAGUCCCUCUCUCCUCAACUUUUGGAAGCAGUGCCCGUGACUAGGACUAUACAUUGUCAUCACAUCAUAGUCAAGUCCCUAUCUAAACAGCCCUGUGCUCUAUUGAAAUUCUACCGAUUAGUCCACCUGAUGACUUCCGUUCAACCCAUGCAGACAGUCACAUGAGCCCACUCAUAUCAGGACUGAGAUUGUAAUGCUGGUUUCAGGAAUGGAACCAUAUACCUACCCGAAGAUAACGGUUACAGUUAGUUGGAGGGAAUUGGUUCGAAAUCUAUCUAUUGCUAUGAGUCUCGGAGAAGGCCCAUAUCUCCAAUUUUUUGUUAGAAUAUCAUAUAAAUCCAAUACUUGUAUAAUAUUGAGUGAAAUAGUUUUCUUUGUACAUAUACAGAAUCACACAGCUCAUAUAGGAUCCUACUUGCUCUCAUCUUGCCCCUUUCACAUAUAGAAUUUUUUAUUUUUGAACUUUUUAACAAAUAUUCGUGUAACACCCAUAUCUAGACCCAAAAUAAUUUCAAAACUUUAUAAAAAUAA